CGCCGAACGCUUCGGAAAACGCACGCCCGCUCGCUCAAAACGCGCACGGUCAUCGACGGACCGCUCAUUCCGCAACGACUGGAAGAACGCAACGGUUGUGCCAUGUGGUGCAAGCUUAUCCUUGUGCAGGAUGCUGCCAGCUGACCCGUGAACACGUUGCUGGUGAUCUGUGUCAAACAUUCGGGGAUUGGGGAAAUUGAACGAAAAAAAAAAACGUUGCAUUAGUGAUCUAACAUUCAGAGCAGAAAAAACUAUUUUUUUUUGCUCUGUGUUUUGUGCGUUUGUGAUUGUGCAAGUGCAUGUGCAGAAAAGAAAAAAAACGGUUCAAAGUAAAAGAGAUCCUUUCCGGCGGAUCUGUGGUGUAGAACGAUCCAGUACCUGUCUGAGUACGUGCAACUUGGCAGGGCGUUCUCCAUCAGAAUGCAGUGCAGACAAAAGUGUACGUUCCUGCUCCUAUCGUUGGUGCAGUACAGUGUGUAUCUCAAUAAAAUACCGAUGGUGGGUGCUAUAGUGGGUGGCGAAAGUGCGAACGACGGCGAGUACCCUCAUAUGGUUGCCCUUGGACGGUCCUGUCUCUAUCCGGACGGUGGCGGAUGUGUCGGUGGUUACGAAUGGUUCUGCGGAGGUUCGCUGAUAUCGGAUCGGUUCGUCCUGACGGCGGCCCAUUGCGCACACGUCGGCAUGUCGAAUCCCCCCACGGUGGUUCAACUCGGAGCGCAAGAUCUGCGCCAGCCUGCUCUGAUCGUUGCUGUACGGGCGAUUGUACAGCAUCCGGGAUAUGGUGGCAUUCUGUCGUACAACGAUAUCGCUCUGAUAGAGCUGUCUUCGCCCAUAACCACCAUCCAACCAGCCUACCUGUGGCCAAGUGAAACACUCCCCGAGAAUGUUCGGCUGAUUGCUACGGGAUGGGGAAAAGUUGGCCACUUUGAAGAACCAUCGAUGACUUUGCAACGUGUGCAUAUACCGAUCGUGCCAAACAACCAGUGCAACCAGCUGCUGUAUCGCAACCGACGCCUGCGCCAUGGCGUGCUCCCGACCCAGCUCUGUGCCGGAGAUCCACACGGUGGCAAGGACACCUGCGAGGGCGAUUCCGGUGGACCACUGCAGAUGAAGCUUCCGCUCGCUGGUGCGAAUGGAAAAGCUUCCCUCUACUAUAUCGUCGGAAUCACAUCGAACGGUGGGAUCUGUGGAACGGUUAACCGACCAGGACUGUACACGCGCGUAUCGUCGUACGUCGGCUGGAUCGAGCAGGUGCUGCAGAUGACACCGGACCACUAGGGUUGCGAUCGGGACGCAUCGCAAUUCAAUUGUCAACCACGACCCAGUGCCAAAGAUAGUGAAGAAUGCCUUACCAAAAUAUGCCAUUUGCUUCUUGCCUUAUGUGCUGCCUUGAAUGUGUUCCUAAUAGCAAAAGCUUACCUUUAUACGUAAAAUCGUGCUGCCGAUGAGCGGAGUAAGAUACAAUCAUUGCAAAAACCGCAAAACGCUACCUAAUUGUUAAGGGGGAGUAUUGACUGGGGAAAACGAUUAUUUAAAACAUUUGGCAUUUUCAUUCAUCACACAACGUCAUUUAAAUUUAGUUUUUUUUUUUUUUUUGGUAACCAACAGCAAUUGUGUUGGUCUAAUCUUGUUGGUGGAGGUGGAUAUGAUUUCACUUCCCAAAUGUUUGCAUCAUUGCACUUGAUUUGCAAUCAUGCAAGUCUCUCUUUUUAAAGUACAAUCGAUAAAGUAUUUGUAUUUGCAACAACACUGCAAAGAAAGUUACAUGACAUUAGCAGUAAUGACUCACACCAGAAGGCUGUAUCAAUUGGGGGUUAAUUUAAUGAAAUUGUCAACAGGGCUCGAUAUCCCUCUAGAAGUUUUACGGACAAACGCACCAACUUCGAAAAAACUGUUUUAUGUACAAAACGAUUUUUUAAUAAAGAAAACUACGUUCAUUUAGAAAAUUCAAUAACAGCAAAUUAUAUCGUAGUAAUAGUUUAUUACUAAACCAAUGGCAUUAUCAAAAAUAUAUUUAAACAAUAUGAGCAAGCUGUAUGUAUUGAUUAGAAGAA
Messenger RNA from Anopheles stephensi (Asian malaria mosquito), 2054 nucleotides. Its product is annotated as serine protease snake-like. Gene Ontology annotation, molecular function: serine-type endopeptidase activity. Lineage: Eukaryota; Metazoa; Arthropoda; Insecta; Diptera; Culicidae. Gene Ontology annotation, biological process: proteolysis. The transcript is spliced from 2 exons. Bases 421 to 1278 code for a protein of 285 amino acids. The record is from RefSeq and is a predicted model, not a curated record.